CAGCGAGAGCGUCCUGAGGAGGCCAGACGGAACGCGUGCCAGCGCUACCUGGGCUUUCCAGUUGCUGGCACGGGAUCAUCCAUCGAUCAGAUCACGCCAGCCACAGACCUGCUGUCAUGUCUAAGUUAAAGAGCUCUGAGUCUGUUAGGGUGGUGGUACGAUGCCGGCCGAUGAAUAGCAAAGAGAAGACAGCUUCGUAUGAAAAAGUUGUUAACGUGGAUGUCAAGUUAGGGCAGGUCUCGGUGAAGAAUCCGCGGGGAACUUCUCAUGAACUGCCUAAAACUUUCACCUUUGAUGCUGUGUAUGACUGGAAUUCCAAACAGGUUGAACUCUACGAUGAGACCUUCAGACCUCUUGUGGACUCUGUUCUGCAAGGGUUUAAUGGGACAAUCUUUGCGUAUGGGCAGACUGGGACAGGGAAAACAUAUACGAUGGAAGGGGUGCGUGGUGAUCCUGAAAAAAGAGGGGUCAUCCCCAAUUCAUUCGAUCACAUCUUCACCCACAUCUCUAGAUCUCAAAAUCAGCAAUAUCUAGUUAGAGCUUCUUAUUUGGAAAUAUACCAAGAAGAAAUCAGAGACUUGUUAUCGAAGGAUCAGUCCAAGCGGCUGGAGUUAAAGGAGAGACCAGACACAGGUGUGUAUGUUAAGGAUUUGUCCUCCUUUGUUACAAAAAGCGUCAAAGAGAUAGAGCACGUCAUGAACGUGGGAAACCAAAACCGCUCGGUUGGUGCCACCAACAUGAAUGAACACAGCUCUCGAUCUCAUGCCAUUUUUGUGAUCACUAUCGAAUGCAGCGAGUUAGGACUUGAUGGAGAGAAUCACAUCCGAGUUGGAAAACUCAACCUGGUAGACCUUGCAGGCAGCGAGCGGCAAGCUAAGACUGGAGCACAGGGGGAAAGGUUAAAGGAAGCUACUAAAAUCAAUCUCUCUCUCUCAGCUUUGGGCAACGUUAUCUCUGCCCUAGUAGAUGGCAAAAGCACGCACAUUCCAUACCGGGACUCAAAGCUGACUAGGUUACUUCAAGACUCGUUAGGUGGCAAUGCCAAAACUGUGAUGGUGGCCAAUAUAGGCCCUGCCUCUUACAACGUAGAGGAGACUCUGACAACACUGAGGUAUGCCAACCGUGCCAAAAACAUCAAGAACAAGCCGCGAGUGAAUGAGGAUCCUAAGGAUGCUCUGCUACGAGAAUUCCAGGAAGAGAUUGCUCGGCUCAAGGCACAGUUGGAAAAACGGUCUAUUGGCAAAAGAAAGAGGAGGGAAAGGAGGAGAGAUGGUGGGGAAGAGGAGGAGGACACUGAAGAGGGUGAGGAUGAAGGAGAUGACAAAGAUGACUAUUGGAGGGAGCAACAAGAAAAGCUGGAGAUUGAGAAGAAAGCUAUAGUUGAGGAUCACAGCCUGGUAGCAGAAGAAAAGAUGAGACUGCUGAAAGAGAAGGAGAAGAAAAUGGAGGACCUGAGGCGAGAGAAGGAAGCAACAGAGAUGUUGAGUGCUAAAAUCAAGGCAAUGGAAAGCAAGCUUCUGGUGGGAGGGAAAAAUAUCGUGGAUCACACAAACGAACAGCAGAAAAUCCUGGAGCAGAAACGACAGGAAAUUGCAGAACAGAAACGUCGGGAGCGAGAGAUCCAGCAACAGAUGGAAAGCCGGGACGAGGAGACAUUAGAGCUGAAGGAGACCUAUAGUUCUCUUCAGCAAGAGGUGGACAUAAAGACCAAAAAACUCAAAAAGUUAUUCUCCAAGCUGCAGGCUGUGAAGGCAGAGAUCCAUGAUCUCCAAGAAGAGCACAUCAAGGAGCGCCAGGAACUGGAACAGACCCAGAAUGAACUUACCAGGGAACUAAAGCUAAAGCACCUGAUUAUUGAAAAUUUUAUUCCCUUGGAAGAAAAGAAUAAGAUCAUGAACAGAUCAUUCUUCGAUGAAGAGGAAGACCAGUGGAAACUGCAUCCCAUAACCCGUCUGGAUAACCAGCAGAUGAUGAAAAGACCGGUAUCUGCUGUAGGAUACAAGAGGCCACUGAGCCAACACGCCAGGACGUCCAUGAUGAUUCGUCCAGAGGCUCGGUACAGGGCAGAGAACAUCGUAUUACUGGAACUUGACAUGCCCAGCCGAACGACGAGAGACUACGAAGGUCCAGCCAUUGCUCCCAAAGUUCAGGCGGCUCUAGAAGCAGCUCUGCAGGAUGAAGAUGAGAUACAGGUGGACGCGUCAACCUUUGAGAGCACUUCAAAUAAAAAAUCAAAACCCAGGCCUAAAACUGGAAGGAAAUCAGGGGGAUCCUCUUCAGCAGGCACCCAUAGUUCUCAGCUCUACCCACAGUCCCGAGGGCUGGUUCCAAAGUAAAACCAGCAGUUUCUCUCCAGGGCGCGAACAGCCUUUGCCUUCUGAGAGCAGAGACAAGUAAAAACCUGCAGAGAGAACUCCCAGCCAGACUCCAGCCCCUUUCCCCUGGAGAUGGCCUCUUUGCUGUUUAACUGACUUGUGCCAGUCCAGGUGCACUGAGCCACGGGAAGAUACGUGCUUGCAAUUCAGCAUUUGGCCUCUGUGGGAAACAGAUUUUAGUUAGGAAAUCAGAAAUGCAUGAGGUACGUUAAAGUGUAUUAGAAGCAAUGGGAAGCAUGGGGAUCACCUCGCAGCAUCACCGUCUCUCCUUCUGCACUAGCCCUUUUGCUGCACUGGGCUUUUUUGCUGUUGGGCAAUAAGAAGACAGAGUUGAAAGUCAUCUCAACAGAACCACCGCUCCAGAGCUCCAUAGGGAGAACCAAAUGAGGUUAAAAAGCAGAGGAUCUGUUCAAACUUGACUUAGGUGCAUAGUUUUUCCUCUUCCUGCUUGAAAGACUGGCAUCAUCAGUUGGGGUUAAGAAGCUGGUCUGAACAGGCAGGAUGGCAGCGGUCAGCAUGUACUCACCACCAGAUAGCUGUGCCUCCCUUUAGAGCUGUAGGACAAAAAAAGGGGUCUUGAAAGCAACUUUGCGCUCUCUAGAAAGGAAGCAAUAGAAACUGAAGUCCUUUCCUUGUUUACAGGCAUAAGUAAGAGCUUCUCUAAACUGACCUCCUACAGACCUCACCCCUACCAGCAGGAACCACCUUGUCAAAGAAUACAUCUGCAUACCAGUGCCAGCUCCACAGCUUUCUUCCUCUCUCUUGCCUCCAUCUUCACCCCUGGCAGUUCAAACCAGUGUCCGUACUAAGACUUUAAACUGUGGGGUGGCGUACGGCCAUUUUCUCACAUCUCCCACCGUUCACGGGAAACGUAGCAUUGGCUCAGAGCUACCUUCCCGGCAGGCUCGCAGGGCUGACUCUGCUCUCCCCUGUAAGCUGGGCGGAGGGUGGAGCACUGUAAUGCGGAGCUGCCUUUGAGUGCGCUCUCCUUGCAAGUAUGGUCCCUUCCCUUGGUGUCUAAGGAGGUUCAGCGUUCGGUACCUGUUGUGCCUCACCUGUUCCACGCUAGAAGCUUUCCCUUUGCAGCUCCCAGCCCACGCAGAGCCUGCUGGGAGUGAAAGCACAUGUAACCGAGUCUGGGUAAUGGAAUCUGGUAUUAAUUCCAGGGGGUUUACUUUGAAAACAAGGGAGGAAGGACUCCUGCUUUUGACGGUCUCUUUGCAAAGCUGCCCUAUGACUAAAGCAGGCUCCUGUAAUGCUGCAGGCUCGUGUGGCAGGGUAGAGGGAGGUGGAACUGCCGCGCUAAGGACAGAGUAAGGUGUCCCUGUCUGGUGUCUCACAGCUCAUUUGUAAGUUUUAGUUCACUGUAUAUUGAGACUUGGGAUAUUACUUUUUCUGGUUGCUGUUGGCUGUCAUCCUAUGAACGUUUUUACCUAUUUCCUCUCCCUCACUGACGACUUCCUCCAGACUGACAUGUGUGAGUGUAUGAGGACUUGCCUGGUUUUAGAAAUGCUCUGAUGGGCGGACUCUGCCUUGUGUGCUCGUUAAGUAUCCGCUGAGUGACUUCAUCCGGGCUGGAGAACUCCGUUCUGUCUGACCCCCAUGAGCAGAAGGAACCGAACACUCGGCACAGCUCACCUCUGCAUCUUGCGGGCAUGGUGCCUCGGUGAGCCAGCUGCCCAGGUGGGCCCGGUUAAACGCUAACUCGGCCGCUUUGAUUCAUGGAGUGCUUUUCUGGACCACAGGAUUAAUGUAUAUAUAUACACACAUAUAUGCGUAUAUAUACAUUAGUUUUGGUGGAGGAAAGAGGAGUUUGCAUAUAAUUGAGAGGGCAGGCAUCUGACAAAUUUCUUUCAACCUGAAUGUGGAAACCUGGCAUAAUCUUCCUUUUUAUAAAGCACUGUUUAUGUA
This is a messenger RNA of Aptenodytes forsteri (emperor penguin), 4286 nucleotides long. It is a transcript of the gene KIF3B, whose product is annotated as kinesin family member 3B. Gene Ontology annotation, molecular function: microtubule motor activity; microtubule binding; ATP binding. NCBI's taxonomy places the organism in Eukaryota, Metazoa, Chordata, Aves, Sphenisciformes, Spheniscidae. Gene Ontology annotation, biological process: microtubule-based movement. Bases 117 to 2336 code for a protein of 739 amino acids. The transcript is spliced from 9 exons. The record is from RefSeq and is a predicted model, not a curated record.